Messenger RNA from Leopardus geoffroyi (Geoffroy's cat), 1407 nucleotides. It is a transcript of the gene CC1H1orf174, whose product is annotated as chromosome C1 C1orf174 homolog. The transcript is spliced from 5 exons. The record is from RefSeq and is a predicted model, not a curated record. Bases 115 to 948 code for a protein of 277 amino acids. NCBI's taxonomy places the organism in Eukaryota, Metazoa, Chordata, Mammalia, Carnivora, Felidae.
GUCAGACGCCGGGCGCGGGCCGAGGGCCGCCGGGUCGCUGCUCCUCUGAGAAGCGUUAGGCCGGGACGCGGAGGUUCGGGCAGUGCUGGGGGCGGCAGCGCGCCGCUCACACUCAUGAGGAGCCGGAAGCUCACAGGUGAAGUGCGGUCUUCGGUGCGCCUGAGAGCCUGCCGUCGCUCAGCCAGGUUGGCCUCUGCUCGGGAAGCCAGCAUCGCCACGUCUGCCAGGACGGUAUGCCAGGUGCCUCAGGAAGUAGAAGGCCCCGGUGGGUGUGUGUCUAGAUUCUUCCCCAACCGCCAGUUUACAUCGUGUCCCUCCGAGGGAGACAGUGACGUGACCCCAUCGUGCAAGUUGUGGCAACGACGUCUCUUGCUUAAGACUUCCUCAUCACACAAAGCCGCCGACAGGCGAACUUCCAAGAAGUUCAAGUAUGACAAAGGUCAUCUUGUGAAAUCAGAAUUACAGAAACGAGUCCCCAAGAGCGAUAGUGCUGCUCUGCCCAAGAUACCACCCGAGCGCCCCUGUGACAGUGACCCUCUGGGGUUUGCCGAAGACCCCACGGCGCCUCCAGGAAGGGGAGCUGGUGCCCCGACAGAGCCGGCGGCCACGGGCAGCCCCCUCGGGCAUGGCACCGCUGUGGGCGACUCUCGCCCCGCAGAGACUGAAGACGGCCCGUCCCCGCCGGCACACGGGCCCCUCGCGGGAGAGGACCCCCACGGCAGCCGCACCGCACGGGGCGGGGCGGCACUGCAGACGGAUGACAGCGUCUUUCUGGACGAGGACAGCAACCAGCCGAUGCCGGUGGGCCGGUUCUUCGGGAACGUGGAGCUCAUGCAGGACCUUCCCCCGGCGUCUUCGUCUUGUCCUUCAAUGAGCAGACGAGAAUUCAGGAAGAUGCAUUUCAGAGCCAAAGACGAUGAAGAUGAUGAUGAUGGUGCAGAAGUGUAGAGAAUAAAACACGAAUUUGACAGUCAGUAGCAGUCUGACAGUUGAGCAAGUUCUGGGAUUCACACGACCUUAUCUCCCAAGAAAACGUGUCCUUCACCACACGUUGAAGCUGACCCACGAACGCCCUAGUGCAGAACGCCAGAUACCUGCAGCAUGGACACGUGUGACCCAGAACGUUCUCCGAGAUCGUGCGGUUUCUGAUAUCCGUGUGUGCGGACGAUGGCUUGAGUCCCCCUGAGGGGGCUGGGAGAUCUUUCUAAAGAAAACUGCUCACUUAAGCUCUUUAGUUUUGAUAACACAUGCGUUUAUUUUCCAUUAUCAAAAUUUGAUCAUUCCCAUGAUUGAGUCAGUGCCAGUUCUUAAAGAACUCUCCUUCUAUUUCUGUACAUGAAGCUAAUGUUUACCUUGGGAAUUUUGCAAAACACAUACGACUAAGAAAUAAAAUAUAUUUUGGAAGUA